Messenger RNA from Zophobas morio, 2384 nucleotides. RefSeq names its product phosphoacetylglucosamine mutase (gene nst). Gene Ontology annotation, biological process: carbohydrate metabolic process; UDP-N-acetylglucosamine biosynthetic process. Bases 101 to 1867 code for a protein of 588 amino acids. The transcript has 6 exons. Gene Ontology annotation, molecular function: phosphoacetylglucosamine mutase activity; magnesium ion binding. Lineage: Eukaryota; Metazoa; Arthropoda; Insecta; Coleoptera; Tenebrionidae. The record is from RefSeq and is a predicted model, not a curated record.
UUUACAAUAAGUCGGAUCGUUGUGUUAAUACCAUUAAGACCACUCCCCGACCCCACACUACUUAAGUGAAAGUCAAUUAAAAUUCAUUUAGCAACCCGCCAUGAACUUAAAGUGGUAUACACUAUUAGUCAUCCUCUCGCUCUUUCUCUCUCACACACGUUCCCUUACACUCCUUACGGAAAAGGUGUCACCAGUCUCUCAAGUGGUUUUUAUCAGCAUGGCAAAUAAUAGUUACAGAACGGUCUACGCUUUCGCCAGAGAAAUGCACCCAAAAACGGUGAAAACGGACAUCCAAUACGGAACGGCGGGUUUCCGAACAAAGGCCACCAAUUUGGGCUAUGUUAUGUACCGGAUGGGGUUGCUGGCGGUGCUGCGCGCCAGAUACAAGCGAGGCGUCAUCGGGGUCAUGAUCACCGCCUCGCACAACCCUGAGCCGGACAACGGGGUGAAAUUGGUCGAUCCGAAGGGGGAGAUGCUGGACCAAAGCUGGGAAAAAUGGGCCACGAAAUUUGCCAAUGUUGGUGAUGACCAACUUGAAGAGACCAUCAACGAAAUAAUAAAGGAAUACGACAUUCCCAUGACCGAUCGAGUAGAAAUAGUCGUGGGAAAAGACACUAGACCAAGUAGUCCUAGUCUCGCCAAGUCAGUAAUGGACGGUGUUUUAGCCCUAGCCGGGAAACCCAUAGACUACGGCAUAGUAACGACUCCGCAAUUACACUAUUUCGUCGUCUGCAAAAACACAAAUCGACAAUAUGGCGAACCGACUGAAGACGGCUACUACAAAAAACUGACUGGCGCCUUUAAAAAACUCCGCGGGGAAACCUACACCAACGGAAAUUACAAAAAUCGAUUACUAUAUGACGGAGCGAACGGCGUGGGAGCCAAGAAAAUCAAGUACUUUCAAGAGUUGCUGGGGAACACCUUAAAAAUCGAGAUGUUUAACGAUGCUAUUAUUGGUUCCGGCAAGCUGAACUAUAUGUGCGGUGCUGAUUAUGUCAAGUCUCAACAAAAAUUCCCGACAGGCGUCCCCGUCGAACCCAACGUACGUUGCUGUUCGGUGGACGGCGAUGCUGACCGACUCAUUUAUUAUUACAUGGACGAAAAUAAUGGCUUCCACUUAAUGGACGGCGACCGAAUGGCAACUUUAAUCGCUGGUUACUUGAAAGAAGUAUUAGAAGAAACCGGAAUUGAUCUCAAUUUAGGUUUAGUUCAAACUGCGUACGCGAAUGGCGCUUCGACUGAUUACAUCGCUAAAAAGUUACAAGUGCCGGUGGCGUGCGUUUCCACUGGCGUUAAGCAUUUGCAUCAUAAGGCACUAGAUUACGACAUAGGCGUCUAUUUCGAAGCAAAUGGACACGGAACUAUCAUUUUCAGCACAAACGCCAAAGAAAAACUGAGAGAGGCAGCAAAAAAUAACACAAUUUCAGAUGAACGCCGCCUGGCGGCUGAGGCUCUACUUAACCUCAUCGACCUAAUUAACGAGACUGUAGGUGACGCUAUAUCGGACAUGCUCCUGAUAGAGACAAUCCUUCACGCCAAAGGCUGGGACAUCCAGCAGUGGGAAGACGCUUACACCGACCUCCCGAACAGACUGAUGAAGGUGACCGUGCAAGAUCGAAACGUCAUCACCACGACUGACGCCGAAAGGGUUUGCGUUACUCCUGAAGGUUUGCAAGCAGAAAUAGACUCUGCUGCCGCUAAAUAUAAAAAAGGGAGGUCUUUCGUACGACCUUCGGGAACCGAAGACGUGGUAAGAGUGUACGCGGAGGCAGCUACCAGGGAGGAAGCGGAUGAAUUGGCUGUGGAAGUGGCUAAAAAAGUACACGAAUUAGCCGGAGGUACCGGAAAUCCACCGGAAUUGAAUUAAAAGUGCAAUAAAUAUAUAAGCAACGAUUUGUUACCUUUGUAUUUAUUUUGUUAUAUAUGAUAUUCUGUUGUAUCCAGGAGCGGGCUCCGUUUUUCUUCUGGGUGCACAUUUGUUGUGCCAUCGUACUCUUGCCUAAACAGGGUGUUUUUAAUGUCGAGUCAAUACGUACCCUUUCAAUGGCACUAUCACUUGAGACGGUGUGAAUAUAAGUCCGCACACUUCUUGCCUUAGAGGCUGGGCCUCUUUUUAUGUUGUACAAAUUUUUUAAAUAUAGUGGCUUUAUGACUACGUCUUGUUUACAACAAUGCCCUUAGUGUACUUAAUUAAAUCACGAAUUAUGUGGCCAUUUCGUACCCAAUUGUAUUAGAAUUGUAAUCAUUCCAUUAUAUGUGUACGUUGUAUUCAGAGGUUGGGUAUAUUGGUUGCAUUUUUAAGACACGUAACUGCCAUCAACAUCAAAACUAACGGCUUAAGUUAUUUUAAUUAUUUAUACUUUUAAUAAAAGGUUUGUGUACAG